Pundamilia nyererei is the source of this 2148-nucleotide messenger RNA. Its product is annotated as RNA-binding protein 4.1-like. Gene Ontology annotation, molecular function: mRNA binding; zinc ion binding. The record is from RefSeq and is a predicted model, not a curated record. The transcript is spliced from 3 exons. The coding region runs from base 615 to 1874 and encodes 419 amino acids. Gene Ontology annotation, cellular component: nucleus. NCBI's taxonomy places the organism in Eukaryota, Metazoa, Chordata, Actinopteri, Cichliformes, Cichlidae.
CAGGACGGUCCACUGUGCCCAAACUGGGAUGGAUCAGAACGAAAUUGCCCCCUCUUUCGCUACGUUGUUAUCAAUAAGGUUUUCAUAUCAGAACAUAUUGGACGAAACGCAUUGACACUAAUCUGUAUGUGGUAGUCCAGUUAACUUGAAAACUUUGCUCCGUGAACCGAGAUGGGACCUCCAAACUCCAGAUCCAGCUUUGAGUGGGCUGUGUGUCUCCGCAUGAACCCUUUCAAAGACCCAAUGAUGUGAUCCAGCGACUGUAUGAAAGAACCUUUUUCACUUUUGAUCAGCGUGAUUAGGUGCUAAUCUUCCAAAGCAAGUCGGAUUUCUUAAAUGUCACUGUUCAAGUACUGAUAAUAAUGUUUAGAAAAAAACUAUUUUACACGUAGUCACGAAGUAUAUCCUCCAUCUUGCCUAUUCUCCUGCCUUGGUUUCCUUUGCUCUGCAUGUGGAGACGCCAUGGCUUAGCUUUCGGUGCUAGCUAGUCCCUCCCAAAAAGCGCUAGCGGGGUUAGCUGUAUGUAUUUGCCUGCCAACGCGCUAGCCGCCAUUUCAUUCUCCGAGGGAGGAGACGAGGAGUGCGACUUUUAACAGUGACGUGGACCCUGCACAAUGGUGAAAAUAUUCAUUGGGAACUUGUCCCCAGACACCACAUCAGAUGAACUUCGCUCUCUCUUCUCUCAGUAUGGCAAGAUUGCAGAAUGCUCAAUUGUCAAGAACUUUGGCUUUGUGCACAUGGAUGACAAAACAGAGGCAGAGGAAGCCAUCCGCAAUCUCCACCAGUAUGAGCUGAAUGGCCAGCCUAUGAACGUGGAAUUAAGUCGUGGCAAGUCAAGGGGAUCCACCAAACUGCACGUUGGCAACAUUGCCUGUACCAACCAGGAGCUGAGGGCCAAGUUUGAAGAGUUUGGCGCUGUGUUGGAGUGUGACAUAGUAAAAAACUAUGCUUUUGUUCACAUGGAGAGAAUGGAGGAUGCCAUGGAAGCCAUUAAUCAGUUAGACAACACAGCUUUUAAAGGCAAACUGAUGAGCGUGAAGCUUUCGACUAGCCGCCUGCGUACUGCGCCGGGAAUGGGAGACAGAUCGGGUUGUUAUCGUUGCGGGCAGGAAGGCCACUGGUCCAAAGAAUGCCCUCUUGACCAAAAUGGCUACCACGGUUCAGAGCCAAAGUCUGAUGGAUACGAUGCCUCGAGAUUUGGCGGGCGGGGUCGCAGCAGGGGUUAUCAUCCGGACUUCAGUGGCGAACCAGAUUACGGUGGCAGCUAUGCUCCUGUGCACGGUUUUUCCCGAGGUUCCGGUCACAGCAGCAACAUGGCAGGGUACAGAAGAGGUGCAGGCUAUGAGGGUGCAAUGAGGUAUGGGCCACACCCGGGGUAUGGUGUAAAUGCUGCUGCAGAACAUAGCAUGGCUCAGAUGUAUGGCGGCGAGGCAGCAUACAGGGGCAACGGCUCACUCUAUGGCGCGUUCCCAGCCUACCCGGUGCGACGGUCGCCUUACGAGGAAAGAGAUCCGUACGGGGUUGUGGACUACUACGAGAAGUACAGGGCCAAUACUUACGGAGGCAGUUAUUUCGAGGAACGCCGCGCUGUCCCCUUGCCUGCUCCAGCAGCGUCCUCCUCCACGGCUAUAAUGAGGGAGCGUCUGCCUCCCUCUAAUGUCAACCCAUACGAGCGCCCUCCCCUCCCUCCUCCACCAGCCCCAGUCUCUUCAUACUACGCACGUGACCGGAGUCCGAUUCGGAGAGUUGCUGCCGAAGCAGAUGGAUAUACAUAUGAGCGUUCGCGCCUUUCUCCGGUGACCGCCCUCCCAAGAAGUUCUACCUAUGAAAAUCCGCGGGAUCCCGGCGCGGAGCGGGCACGGUAUACAUACUAGUGCUUGUCCCAUGCAGUCAGGGCAGAGCUGAUUUACAGUAAGCAGGUAGGCUAGCCGAAGUGCCAUGUAAACGUCACACAGUGAAUCUCAUUGCUGUUGUUUGAAGCUAAAGUCAGCGCUCUGUAUGUGGGUGGGUGGGCACAGUAAGCAGAACAUUUAAGUCUAAAUGGUUGGAUACAUUCACAAUAUGCUUUGAUCUUCUUCCAGGUCCUAAUUCACACUCCAGUCCAAACAGUGGCUCAGUUUCCCAUCUCUCAUUGUCUUGUAACACGCU